AUGAUCCUCGUUGGGCUCCUAGCCGGUGCGUCGUCCUCGUCCUUGAUGUGGCAGUAUGAUCGGGCGGUGACGAUGAAUGACGUGAGGAUCUAUCCGGCGAAGGGAGAAACAUCGAUGAGAGAGAGAAGGAGAGAGAAAGAGGAGGGCGGUGAUGAUGUUUUGAGCAUCGAUUGUGGGUCAUCUGAUUCGUACACUGAAGAAAACUCAGUAAACUGGGUUGGAGACGACUCCUUUGUUCAGAAUGGCAAGUCUCAAGUGGUGCAGAUCCCUAAUGGAGUCUCUCAAGCAAUGAGCACUUUGAGAGUGUUUACAACUCGGAAGAAAAACUGCUACUCCAUUAAUGCAGAAAAGGGCACUCAAUGUCUUGUGCGUGGAAGCUUCUACUAUGGAAACUAUGACAAGAAAUCAGCUCCUCCCUCCUUUGAUGCUCUUUUGGAUGGGAAUUUUUUUGAAACAAUUCAGACUACAGCUGAGGAUGUUGUCUAUUUCGAAGUUAUAUAUGUUGCAACAACCGGCUCUAUACAACUGUGUCUGGCUCAAUCUAAGCCGAACCAGUUUCCAUUUAUAUCCGCGAUUGAGGUCCGGGCCAUGGAUAUAACAAUGUACCCUGGUUUUGAUUCCAACUAUAUCAUGGUUACUAGAAUGAGGGUCGCUUAUGGUGCAGCUAAUACUAUAAGGUUUCCGGAUGAUGAUUAUGACCGUAUUUGGGAUCCAUCGGGAGAUGUGACCGGCACAUUGAAGGUCACAAGUGAUGCACCAGGAAUUGAUGGCAUUGCCAUAGAUCAGCCUCCAAAACUAGCUAUGCAAACUGCAAUAACCACCUCAGAAAAAUCACAACAUUUGCGUCUUGGCACUGGUCUUUCAAGAGCUAAAGUUCCCAUUUACAUCAACAUGUUCUUCUCCGAAGUGAUCCUACUUGAUCCGUUGACUGAUACCAGAUACUUUCAGAUAUUCGUUGAUGACGAUACUCCUUCAGAUCCCAUCAUUCCCAUCUAUGGAGGCGUGACAGACAAGACUGGCUCUUCGAAUACUUCGAUUACUCUGGUGGCCACAACUGCUUCAACGCUGCCUCCCCUAAUCAACGCCAUGGAAGUUUACUAUCUUCAAGGGCCACUAACAGAGGGAACAAAUAGUAAAGACGUUGAAGGGCUGGCUGCAUUGCAAGCAGAGUUCAGCAUACUACAGGAAUGGACUGGAGACCCUUGCCUUCCAUCUCCAUAUACAUGGGACUGGGUCAAUUGCACUACUGAUGACACACCAAGAGUAACAGCACUGUAUUUGAACGGCUAUGGUCUCUCUGGGGAACUUCCAGACUUCAGCUCCAUGGAUGCUCCUGUCACAAUAGAUAUGCAUAACAACAGCUUGAGUGGAGCAAUUCCUAGUUUUCUUGGCACCUUGCCCAAUCUAAGAGAACUGAACUUAAGAGACGAUGAACUGAGUGGACCAGUACCCUCCACAAUCUCAAAGAAUACUAAGCUGAAGUUAGAGGAUUCUGGCAAUCCUAAUCUAUGUGCCUCUGGUGAAUCCUGCAAGACAAGUGCUAGUAAUGACAGCCCCUCUUCAUCAGGUAGUAGUGGCACUCCGAAGAAAAGCAGCAAUCUACCAUUAAUUCUUGGAAUAGCAAUUCCAGCUUUUCUUCUGUUCUGGGGUAUUGUGAUAGUGUGUGUCUGUGUAAGUACGAAUAAGAGAAGAAGAGAAGCCAUCGGAGCCAUUGGCACAGGACAAGCUGGUAUGGCCAACAUGCCUAACGGCGCUCAACAAAGAGUGCAAAUGAUGAACGGUCAAAUGGCGGAUAAGUUCGGAGAAGUUGUGAUGAACCAGUUCGAGGUCAAUGUUGAGGAGCAAGCAACCCCAGACUAUCAGCAACAAGUAACGCCAGAACACAUACAAGAUCAAGACGAUAGGCGACUGCAUUAUUGAGACACUCAU
Molecule: messenger RNA, 1929 nt
Organism: Fragaria vesca subsp. vesca
Lineage: Eukaryota; Viridiplantae; Streptophyta; Magnoliopsida; Rosales; Rosaceae
Product: probable LRR receptor-like serine/threonine-protein kinase At1g05700-like
Exons: 9
Coding region: 1-1920 (639 amino acids)
Source: RefSeq, a predicted model, not a curated record